Aspergillus steynii IBT 23096 is the source of this 366-nucleotide messenger RNA. RefSeq lists its product as uncharacterized. The record is from RefSeq and is a predicted model, not a curated record. The transcript has 2 exons. The coding region runs from base 1 to 366 and encodes 121 amino acids. Lineage: Eukaryota; Fungi; Ascomycota; Eurotiomycetes; Eurotiales; Aspergillaceae.
AUGGACACAACGCCCGAACAUUCUCCAGAACAGAGAUCCGAUUCCUCCCAACAAGCGUCAACAUCCGUGUCCAGCACCGUGUCAAAUGUCGGAAGCAGCAUCGGCCAAAUUGCCGGGUCGUCGGUCGGCGAGGUGAAGAACAAGCUCAACGCAGUCUACACCUCCGAUUCCGUGCAGAAUGUUUGGGAGCAGGUCCGGUCUGUGGCAACGGGCGGGAAGGCCGCGAACAAUGUCGAACAAGAUCCGGAUGACCAGCCGGAUGCCGAAGAGAUCGAGCGAAUUGAUAAUAUGGAGAAGGAAAAGAUCGUGGAGUUUCUUCAAGACCGAAACAAAAGUCUUCGCAGGCGAAGUGCCAAAAGCCGAUAA